UCAGUACGAAAUCAAAGCAUGGCUUCCGUACCAUCGUCCCAAGAUAUGUUAAUUUCUUCUUUCCUUGAUAUCGCCGUCGAUCAAACCGUCGAUACUGCCCGGGAAUUUCUUCAAGCAACAAAUUGGAGUCUGGAGGAAGCAAUUCAACGUUUUUUCUCCGGAAACAACAAUGGAGGAGCAGAAGCAGCAGCAGAAUCGUUCAAUUAUUCGCCAUUAAUCGAAGAAAAUCCAACACUCUGGGAAUCGGACGAUGUACGUCUGCCAUUACCGGUAAGACGGGAAGUUCUUUACGGUGAAAAUUCAGGACUAUACGAAGAUGAGAGAGAACAAAUCUCGUCUUCUACUUUUGACUCAUAUGACAAUAAUACCCUUUCUGUUCUGUUUCGUCCUCCUUAUGAAUUGUUAUACAAUGGACCAUUUGAUCACGCGAAAGAAGCUGGCGCAAAGCGGAACAGAUGGCUUUUAGUGAAUGUGCAAUCCAGGAGUGAAUUCGCCUCAGACACGCUUAAUCGAGAUACCUGGGCUAAUGAUAUCGUUGCUCAGAUGAUCGAAAACAACUUCGUGUUUUGGCAAGAGGGAGACCAUACAGAGGAAGGGCGAAAAGUUUGUACUUACUAUAAAUUAGAUUCCAGGCCUGUGAUAUUAGUGAUUGAUCCUAUAACAGGUCAAAAUAUGCGUUCCUGGAACGGAAUGGUUCAGCCUGAGACGUUGCUUGAAGAUGCUAUGACUUUUAUUGAUCGUACUCCUUCAGAGUAUCAUUCAGAUCUACUCAGAAAACAAUUUGACAGAUUAACUCAUCUCGAUAGAAUUGAAGAAGAACCUAAUCGGAGUUUGAUUGACAAAAAUUUGGUCUGUAGAAUCGCGAUUCGUCUUCCUGAUGGACGUAGAAUUCAGAGGAAUUUCAUGAAAACUGAUCCGAUUAAGUUGUUAUGGUCUUUUUGUUCAACUCAAUUUGAAGAAGCAAAAACAAAGGCAUUUCGAUUCAGACAAGCAAUGCCAGGGCCAACUAAGUUUUGGGCAAGUAAUUUUUGGACUUGUGAUAGUAACUUAACUUUUGAGGAGUCGGGUUUAGACAAUUCUGUUAUUGCACUAGUAAUGAUAUAG
This is a messenger RNA of Solanum verrucosum, 1104 nucleotides long. Its product is annotated as plant UBX domain-containing protein 7-like. Gene Ontology annotation, molecular function: ubiquitin binding. Lineage: Eukaryota; Viridiplantae; Streptophyta; Magnoliopsida; Solanales; Solanaceae. The record is from RefSeq and is a predicted model, not a curated record. Gene Ontology annotation, biological process: proteasome-mediated ubiquitin-dependent protein catabolic process. Gene Ontology annotation, cellular component: nucleus. Bases 19 to 1104 code for a protein of 361 amino acids. The transcript is spliced from 2 exons.